AUGGAAAUGGAGUUGCCUUACGCUUACAACAAACAUAACAAUUUACAUGUCUUCCAUGGCUGCGAAGACUACUCUUCUAGAUUCUUCGUUAUCGUACGACACUCCGAAUCAAGAACUCUAUUGAAAAUCCUAGCUCAAGCAUUAAUCCUUGCUCUUAUAAUCAUGGUCUUAGCUGGAGUAUUCGGAUCCGGUCCAGGACCCGAACCCAUACCCGGACCUGGAUCCAAUACUAAAGAAUUCGAUAUGGAUACUUUUACACCCAACAAUUAUAACCAAAACAGUAUUAAUGCAAUCCCAUUAGUUUUUCAUGAUCUUGCCAAACAAAGAUUAUGGACAUCAAAGGAUGAAUCUCUAAUUGUUAGUAACUACAAAGAAGAAAAACUGAUAAUCGAGAUGAAGACAAUGUCACCUUCUGAUACCCUUCUAGAAACUUCCAUUCAAAACGAAACCUUCGAUUUCUCUUUCACUGAUAGUUUCGGAGAAGGAGUUGGAAGCUUCUUAGACCGAAUUCUUAAAAUGGGUGGAAUCAUUUUAGCUCAAUUAAGUCCAGAUCCAUCCAUGUCAUUUGAAGUCCCACCAAAUUAUAAAAUUGUCUAUUUUAGGAAACUCCACAAUUCAACAUUUAUAGCAAUGAGAAAAAUAGCAUAUGCUAACACAUUGCCAUUAUCAAUAUCAUCAUCAUCAUCUUCCAUGACUCAAAGGAAGCUUCUAGAAUUUCUAUCAGAAGAAAAAAAGAAGGUGUUGGGUAAUCUAGAAGAUGUAUUAUUAGAACCCCCAAGAUCAGCAACAGGGAAAUCAAAAACAUAUCUAAGAAAAACAAAGUUUUUACCUGACCUAUUGAAUGAUUCUUUAGAAGGGUAUUCUAGAAGGGUUUAUAUUGAUGUAGGGGGUGGACACGGGUCGACCCGUUGGUUUGAGCAAAACUAUCCGACCCGGAAUAAAGAUUUUGAUAUGUAUAGGAUAGAGACGGUGCCUGAAACGGAGGUGGAAUCGGAUGAUGCAUGGGAGGGCCCACCAACACAGAUGGGGAUAUCUGAUUGGUUAUGGAGGAAUGUGAAGGCGGAGGAAUAUGUAGUGAUGAAAGCAGAUGCGGAAGUGGUGGAGGAGAUGUUGAAGAGUAAGGCGAUUGGAUUAGUGGAUGAGUUGUUUUUGGAGUGUAAACCGAUUGGUAAAGGAGGGAAUAGUAAAAGAGCAUAUUGGGAAUGCUUGGCUUUGUAUGGAAGGUUGAGGGAUUUUGGUGUUGCUGUGCACCAAUGGUGGGGUUGA
This is a messenger RNA of Amaranthus tricolor (Joseph's coat), 1266 nucleotides long. RefSeq lists its product as uncharacterized. Bases 1 to 1266 code for a protein of 421 amino acids. The record is from RefSeq and is a predicted model, not a curated record. Lineage: Eukaryota; Viridiplantae; Streptophyta; Magnoliopsida; Caryophyllales; Amaranthaceae. The transcript has a single exon.